GGAACGCACGUGUUAUUGAAAAUUGUAGAUUAAAAGAAAUAUAAAUUUAAUUUAAUACUUUACCAUAAUGAUAAAUACCAAAAAACGUGCCGCUGAUAAAAACAGCAAUACCGAAGAACCAUUGAAGAAGAAAACACCCAAGUUUGAAAAGAAGACUGGUGAAAACGAUAACAAAACACAGAAAUUUGGUAAACCCACCAAAGUUGGAGGAUUUAAAAAUGGUGAUGGCAAAUUCCAAGGAAAAGAUAGCAAAUUCAAGGGUAAAGGUGAUAGUAAAUUUGCAGGAAAACCCGGUAGUAGGCCAGGAAAUAAAUUUGCUGGUAAACCAAAAUUUGGUGAUAAAAACCCUGCUGAAGGCGGCGAUAAACUAGGCGAGCCAGAGAAAACUGAUUGGCGUAAAUUUAAACAAGACAAAAAAGAUUUAAAAGUGAAACGUAAACAGUCAAAGAACACCUAUGAUAUAUCUAUAGAAGCCAAACAGAUCUAUGAAAAGUUAAAUUGCCGUAAAACCGAAAAGAAAACUGAAUUAGUGGAGCAAUUGUACAAUUUGUUCAAAACCGGAGAUACCAUUAAAAAAGUGGUAAUGGCUCACGAUACCGCCCGUAUCAUACAAUGCAUGCUUAAGUUUGCUUCACCCCCACUGAGAGAACAGCUUUCGGAACUUUUAGCACCAUUCGUUGUCGAAAUGUCCAUUUCAAAAUAUGCACACUUUUGUGUUUUGCGUAUGCUUAAUUAUGGCUCUCCAGCAACAAAAUCCAAACUUGUUGAUGCUUUUAUUGGAAAUAUUGUCAAGUUGGCUUCUCACAAUAUUUCCAGCAAAAUUCUUGAUGAUGUUUAUCUUACGGUAGCCAAUCCUAAGCAAAAAGCCUAUAUGCGUCAAGAAUUUUACGGUGAUUUAUAUAAAAAAUCCAAGGAUGAAAAUGUUAAAUGUUUGGCCGAUUGUUAUAAGGAAACAACAAAUAUGAAAGCAUCCAUCUUAAGUUCGGUCAAAGCUAAUUUGGAACAUAUUGCCAAUAAACAGUUGGUGGAUAAUUCUUUGGUGCAUGCUGUAAUGUUGGAAUAUGUUAAGGAAAUGGAAGAGGAUAAAGUGGACGAGACUGUGACAAUGCUCGCUUCGCAUAUACCUUUGAUGUUGACAACCAAGGAUGGUUGUCAGGCGGCCAUAAUAAGUUUCCAUAAAUCAACACCUAAAAAUAGAAGAGCUAUAAUCAAGAACAUUAAAGAACAUUUGAUCAAAAUAUGCACCCAUGAACAUGGUCAUAUAUUUGCCAUAGCCGUUAUUAAUGCUUUGGACGAUACAAAGGCUACCAAAAAGGCAAUAUUUGAUACAAUACACCCCGAACUACAAAACCUUAUGUCCAACCAAUAUGGUCGUCGUGUAAUUGAAUGGCUUGUGUCGCCCGGCGAUACCAAUUGUUUCCAUCCCACAUUUAUAGCUACCAUAGAAGAGGGCCUUCAGUAUGGUAAAAAGGAUAAAGAUAUACGUCGUAAAGAAAUUUUCGAGCAAAUUGAAGAACCUAUAGCCGCAGCUAUAGCAGAAAAUCCAGAAUUUUGGCUAUCGGAUAAACAUAUUGGUUUGGUCACGGCGGAUAUCUUAAAGAAAUUAACCUCAACAAAUUUUGUAAAUGCUGCUGCGGCUUUGGCUAAAAUUGUGGCAAAAUCUGAUUGGUCUGUUAGCGUUGAAGAGGAUUCCAAGGAUAAAAAAUCUAAGAAACCACAAGAUGUUGAAAAAAUUAUAGCUGAAGCCACCAAGUUGAAAACAAAACAGCGUAAACAGGCUCAGAAAAUUAUCCUAAGCGAGGAUAAUGAAGAUGGCGAAGAAGAUAAGGAUGAGGAUUCAGAAACAGAAGUAAAAAAAGAGGUCGCCACUGUUACCAUUUUAGGCAUUGAAGAGGCUGGUCUUCAUAUUGUAUUAAAGAAAAUCAUUAAAAAUGACAAAGAGCGUCUAGCCCAAGACAGCAGUAGUGAAACCUUUGGUAAUCUUUUAAUACAGGAACUCAACGAAGACACUCUUAAAUCAUGGUUGAGCAUAAAUCGUGCCUGCUUUGUCCUACUGAAUAUUGUAGAAAAUAAUACAGAUGAUCUGCAGAAACAAGUGAAAAAACUGCUUAAACCUCACAGCGCUCUUUUGAAAAAGCAAAAGUUCAAUGGGGCCCAAUUGUUGCAGAAAAAACUAGUUUAAGUUUAAAAUUUUAUUAUUUUUCAAAGUUUAUAAAAAUAGGAAAACAAAACAAAAAAAAAGAAAAAAAUAUUAAACAAUUUAUCAAUAGUUUUAUUUAA
Molecule: messenger RNA, 2280 nt
Organism: Calliphora vicina (urban bluebottle blowfly)
Lineage: Eukaryota; Metazoa; Arthropoda; Insecta; Diptera; Calliphoridae
Gene: peng
Product: Pumilio and CPL domain-containing protein penguin
Exons: 4
Coding region: 68-2182 (704 amino acids)
Biological process (GO): regulation of translation
Cellular component (GO): nucleolus
Molecular function (GO): mRNA binding
Source: RefSeq, a predicted model, not a curated record